This is a messenger RNA of Tetrahymena thermophila SB210, 2541 nucleotides long. RefSeq names its product cyclin-dependent kinase-like Serine/Threonine kinase family protein. NCBI's taxonomy places the organism in Eukaryota, Ciliophora, Oligohymenophorea, Hymenostomatida, Tetrahymenidae. Gene Ontology annotation, molecular function: ATP binding; protein kinase activity. The record is from RefSeq and is a predicted model, not a curated record. The transcript is spliced from 6 exons. Gene Ontology annotation, biological process: protein phosphorylation.
AUGGGUUGUGGCGCAUCAAAUCACAAAGGCGAAGUUGCUGAACCUCAGCCUGUGGGUAACAAAAAAGGUUUAGAAUAAAAAGAGAAUUAAGUGCAGAAAAAUAAAAAAAAUAAAUAAAGUGAAGAUGUUGUUAUAUAAGACUUAGACGCAUAAGAAGACAUUAGGACAGAAUCCAAGUUCUCUCCAAGCAAAGGAAAUAUUUUAGCUAAUUAAAAUUUAGAUGGCAGUGCCAAUAAUAUAAAAGAAGAUGAGAAUCAAAACAAUUAGAAUAUUUAAUUGAAAAGAUAUAAAAAAUGUGAGCUUAUUGAUAAAGGAGCUUAUGGUAAAGUUUAUAAAGGGAUAGAUACAAUAACAAAUCAAGUUGUUGCAAUAAAAUAUAUUGAAAUAACUGGUACAUUUGAAGAAGUAAAAAAGGAAAUAAACUCUUUGAAAAAGGAAAUUGUUUUACUCAAAAAAUUAAAUCAUCAAAACAUAGUAAAAUAUUAUGAUUUUGAAAUAAGCGAUGAUAAAUCAGGUGUUGAUAUCAUUUUGGAGUACGUUCCAAACGGUUCUUUAAGAAUGGCCUUAAAUAAAUAAAGAUGUUUUGAUGAAACAAAAGCAGCUAUUUACACUAAGCAAGUUUUAGAAGGUUUAGAUUAUUUGCAUAAAAACAAUAUCAUUCACAGAGAUUUAAAAGGAGCAAAUUUAUUGCUGGAUGCUGAAGGUAGGGCCAAACUAACUGACUUUGGAACCGCUAAAUAGAUUGAAUUUGAUUUGAGAAAAUCUUAAGUCAAAGAAGAAGAUAUUGCUAAAAUGAAUAAGUCUCUUAAAGGCACACCAAAUUGGAUGGCUCCAGAGGUAAUUGAAAGAACUGGACAUACAACUUCUGCAGAUAUAUGGAGUAUAGGAUGUAUAGUGAUUGAAAUGAUUACAGGAAAGCCUCCUUAUCCUGGAUUAUCUGCCAAAGAAGUUUUUACUAAAAUUGCAUCUGGAGUAUUACCAGAUUUUCCAAAGGGGAUAUCAUUUGAAUGUAAGGAGUUUUUAGAAGGGUGUUUAUAAACUGAUCCUAAAAAAAGACUUACAACUUCUCAACUAUUGAAGACACCUUUCAUUUUAAGAAAAAAAAUUAGAAGACCCUUAAGCUAAAAUAGCUUAGUUUCAUAGGAGGAAUUGCUAGAGUAAAUUUAAAGCAUUCAGCAAGGGUAAAAUAUUUAAUAAGAAUACUCAAGGAUAAAUAAAGGAAGCCAGCCAUUAAUUAAAGGUAAUAGCAGUUAAAGCAUAAAAGUACCUCAAAUUAUUUCAAAUCAAAAUGCUUCUUCCUAGCCCUUGAUAGUAAAUAAACCAAAUCCUUAUUUAGAGUACUAGUAUAAGAACUAGUAAAAAUAUCAAGAAUAUUAAGAUUCUCAGAUUGAUCAACUAAAAGAAAGGACAAAGAGUCUCAACAGAUUUGCUAAUGAACAUAAAAGUAGUACAUAGAAUGAUAAAUAAUAGAAUUAAAUAAGAAAAAUUGACUAACAAACUAAUAAAAAUAUUAAUGCUGAGGAUGAAAUUCUAUAAAUUGCAAAAUAAGUUAAGAGAUAAUAAGAAUAUGUUCAAGCUAAUGUUAACCCUGGAUAUGAUUAAUACAUUUUCAAACCAUAAGUUGAAAGUAAUGUAAUCAAAUUUUCAAAUAAAGAUCACGAUGUUCACUCAAAUAAUUAAAAUGACUUCAAUCCUUUAAGAAGCAACUCAAGAUAGAAUACAUAUAGUUAAUUAAAAAUAUAGCCUGAUAUUCAUGCAAAUAAUUAAAACGAAUUCAAUCAGUAAAGAAAUAACUCAAGAUAAAAUACAUACAGCUAGUAAAAAGGUUAAUAACCAUAGCAACCUUUUAGAUCCUCUUUAGUUGAUAUCAAAGAUGAAGAUGACAUGGAUACAACAGAAAUGAUCAGAAGAUCACAAAAAUCACUUACUCUUUUGAAAUCUAAAUAUAAAAACUUGAAUGAGGCUUCUUCUUAAGGUAAAGAUAAUUAGAUUGCUAGUUAAAAUGAAUAAGCUCUAAGUAACUACCACUUAAACCAUUCUUAGAAAUAAAACCAUAAAUCUUCUUAUGAAGACUUAGAUAUAGAACUCCCUUAAGAAAGUAAAGAAGUUCCUAUAUCAAGAAAUGUGGGUAGAUAAAAUAGCUAGAUAACUAUUAGUAAAGAAUAACCUUUGUAGUAAGAAAGUGUAACCGAAGAAGUUAUUGAAACAAACCAAUCUGAACCCUAAGAAGAAAAUGAGUAUCUAAAACAUGAAAACAAGGUGAUCACUACAAAAGCUGCUAACGUGCAAAGAAUGAUGCUAAACAAAUAGCUAGCAAAUAAAUAGUAAAAAUAGCAACAAAAUUUCAUACCAAACAAAUACUUCGAGCAUUAAAAUUAGGUAAUAAAUACUGAUAUUGCACAAAGAGAAAGAAAUAUAAGAAUUCAAGAAUAGCAAGAAUUUAUCCAAGACAAAAUAAAAAGAUAGUAAAUGUGGGAAGAGGAGCUUAAAAGAGAACUUGAGUAUUAAAAGCAGAACCCUCCUCCCUACUUGAAGUAUUGA